Messenger RNA from Seminavis robusta, 360 nucleotides. NCBI's taxonomy places the organism in Eukaryota, Bacillariophyta, Bacillariophyceae, Naviculales, Naviculaceae. The record is from the annotation of a GenBank genome assembly.
AUGAAAAUCAACCAUGUCUCGUCUCCUUCUCCUCAACCACGAAGCGGCGUGAGCAUGGCUCGAUCCCAGCCGAUUGCCAUCGCCAAGGGUGAUGCGGACUGGGGCCUCCAAGAGCUCGACAUGGAACGCGAAGAAUGCGAAAAGCGCUUCUACGAGAGCGCUACUUGGAGGAUGUACACUCGAAUUGUAGACCAUCGACUCAAUAGUCCUGACAGCCAAAGUCCUGCCCCUGUUCAUUACAACAACGGCAGUCCUAGUCCAUGCAGUGUGGGCAGCAGUGCCAGUCCUGUCCAGCUGGACUUGUCCGUCCUCAGGCGCGGUAUGCUCGUCCUAUGCCGUCGUUCGGACAACCCUUCAUGA